Messenger RNA from Exophiala mesophila, 915 nucleotides. RefSeq lists its product as uncharacterized. Gene Ontology annotation, molecular function: oxidoreductase activity, acting on the CH-OH group of donors, NAD or NADP as acceptor. The record is from RefSeq and is a predicted model, not a curated record. The transcript has a single exon. The coding region runs from base 1 to 915 and encodes 304 amino acids. Gene Ontology annotation, cellular component: cytoplasm. Lineage: Eukaryota; Fungi; Ascomycota; Eurotiomycetes; Chaetothyriales; Herpotrichiellaceae.
AUGUCCAGAACAGCCAUAGUGACUGGUGGUUGCCAAGGGAUUGGAUAUGCCAAUGUGCUGCAUCUAUUGUCAAAAGGCUGGAAGGUCGUCGUUGCCAACCGCAGUGAAAAGUCCUGGAAGAGUGUGGCAUCGACCUUUGACCCCGACCGUACAACGUUUAUACCCACCGAUGUAUCAUCAUGGGAGUCUCAGCUCCACAUGUUUCAAGAGGCCUUCAAAUGGUCAGGGGGACGCAUCGACUUGUAUCUUGCCAAUGCAGGAAUUGCCGACAUAGUGUCCCUGGCGCCGGAUAUGGAUCUGAGUCAACCGCCACCGAGACCGGACACCAGUGUUCUGGACAUCAACACCACUAGCGUCAUCUACGGCAUCAGACUCUUCGCAUACUUUACUCGUCUUACACGUAAAAGUCUACAGGCUAGCAACGGAGGAGCUUCCUUUCAUCCCAAGAUGAUCGUUACAGGUUCUAGUGCAUCACUCUACCCAUAUCCGCCUUGCCCAGUCUACUCCACCUCCAAGAGCGCCCUCGAAGGUCUAGUCCGAUCUGUUGCUUCGAGACUAUAUGAGUCGGACGAAAUUGCUCUCAACUUGCUUUGCCCUGGUUUUGUGCCAACCGCCAUGUCGCCCAAGGGCUUGAAGGAGGCAUGGCCUCCUGCGUGGAUUACCCCUGUUAGCACGGUCAAUCGAGGAAUUGACGAGCUGAUCGACCUGGAAGGAAAGGUGAACCAAGAUGGUAAGAGCGAGGGCCAAGAUGGUGUGAUCAAGGUCGGCCAAGUCAUCGAGACUGCCCGAGACAGGGUCUGGUAUCGUGACCAUAUCCCAUUUGCCGACGACAGUCAGCGAUUUUGCAUGGAGCAGGGCUACACAGACGAUGGUCUUUGGCAACGAGCAUUUCGUGGCGAACUUCCAAGUGCAUAG